Molecule: messenger RNA, 1356 nt
Organism: Parnassius apollo (apollo)
Lineage: Eukaryota; Metazoa; Arthropoda; Insecta; Lepidoptera; Papilionidae
Source: the annotation of a GenBank genome assembly
UUGGCUGGGUCUUCUUGGACUCAACAAGUGGCACCCGCCGCUGGUGGAGCACGUCGCAUGCGUUGGUCACAAACAAUGAAUGCAAACGCACUGCGGGCGUACUUUAGGGCAAAAGGGGAAGAAACCGGAUGUUUGGCAUAUCGGGCUCGGAUGCAUCGCUUUUUUGCAGAGCUGGAGCCAUCUCUAUCCGUCACUGAGCAAAACCUGGCAGACCGAGUUCGGUACAUCCUGCGCUCCAACAUAUUUGGUGACGCCGAACUCGAACGACUACGACGUGAGGCUCUUCAAGCAUCGGAUGGAAAUGCUACGGCUGGGAAUGCGGCGCCACUAAUUGCGCAGCAAACUGCAAAUGUGGACGCUGCCGUCAAUUUUCCAUUUGUGGUUGAUUCAGACGAUGAUGGAAUAGUCCCCCACGAACUAGAGAAAAUGAGGAGCAUAUUGGAAGAGUCGAUGCUGGAAACGCGCAGCAUGCCUCUCGAAAAUCGACCGCGACUUCCCCGCAUACCCCUUAGCAAGCGAAAUCGGGCUGUCGUGCGGGCUCUUAACACAAUGCUGAUGACCUAUUUGGAAGCCAGCCGGGCCCUUUGCGAGACGGACUCAAUUCUUUUUGGCGCCGCACUGGCAGUAUGCCGUAUUAUUGGCGCCAAACUUCCCAUGGCUGGACGUGCUACUCAACAAGGUAGUGCCAUUCCAGCCUGGAGAAAAAGAAUCGAGGACCGUAUCGCAAAGGCAAGGGCCCUUAUCGGCAGACUGACAAGCUUCAGGUCGGGUAAUAAUAGACCGAGAGUUGUGCGCACCGUUAGAAUGGCGUUUGCUGGGACAAAUAUUAGUUUGUCCCAGCCGGAUAUCACGCAGAAACUAACGGAGCGCAUAGAUGACCUGAAGCAAAAAAUCGCUGCUUGGGGGAAGCGGAUUCGACGAUUUAGCGAGAGGUCAAGGCGGUUCAACCAGGAUCGUCUCUUCCAGAGUGAUCAGAAGAGGCUCUGUAAAUCAUUGGAGCGACCAGAGGUAUGUGGAGCGGGCCCAGGAUCGGAUCAGGCUGACACUGUCGCAUUUUGGCGUGGCCUGUGGUCAGAACCCGUAAACCACAGCGAGGGCCCUUGGAUGGAAGUUGUGGCGAGCCAGAGUGCAAGUGUUACAUCUAUGGACCCCGUCACCAUAACGCCUGAAGACGUGGCUGAGGCGACGGAUCCCUUUGAGGAAAAUCAAAGACGGUUACAGAAAUUAUUCGAUGACGCGUCCACUUCUGAUUCCUCUGAAGAACUGUUUGUGGAUGAUGUAGAAUAUGGAUCAGAUAAGGAAUACCGACCUUCUGAAAGUGAAUCUUCGAUUUCUAAAGACCCAGUUGGAAGUUAG